UUUAUUUAUUAAUUAUUGUUUAUAUUUUUAUAUUUAUAAUGAAAUAUAUUGUGGCAUUAGACGUCGGUACCACGACAAUAAGAUGUCAUGUUUUGGAUAGUAAUGCUGUUACAAUUGCAUCCGCUACUGAAAAGGUCGAAUUACUUUAUCCGAAACCUGCACACGUUGAAAUAAAUCCCGAUCAACUUUGGAUGUCAAUUAUUAAAGUUUUAAAAAAUGCUGUACAUGCGAGUAAAGUUGACGUUAAAUUAAUCGCGUGUCUUGGAAUAUCAACCCAACGCAGCAGUUUUAUCUCAUGGGACUUUGAAACGGGAAAAUAUUAUCACAGAAUAAUAACAUGGAAAGACUUGAGAGCAGAUUCAAUGGUACGUGAAUGGAAUUCCUCAUUAACAAUGAAGAGUUUAAGAAUGGGAUCUCAUAUUCUUUAUACACUGUCACGUAAUAAAAGAUUUCUUGCUGGCAGUGUAUUAAAAUUAAUGAAUACUCAGAUGACCCUGCGCUUAAUGUGGGCCUUGCAAAAUAUCCCUGGGCUUCAAGAAGCUGCUCAGAGUGGGAGUGCGGUUUUUGGUGGAGUCGAUUGUUGGCUUCUUUAUAAAUUAACUGGCAAACAUAUAACCGAUGUAUCAAGUGCGUCGGCGACGGGUCUCUACGAUCCGUUUACAAUGACCUGGGCACAAUGGGCAAUGAAUUUAUUUAAAAUACCAUCCGCGAUGUUCCCACGAGUCGUUGAUACUGCAGGAGAUUUCGGUACUGUUCCAAAAGAUAUUUUUGGUGUAUCGAUACCUAUUACUUGUUGUAUGGCCGACCAAGCAGCCUCGUUAUUUGGCUCGACAUGUUUCAAUCCCGGUGACCUAAAAGUAACAAUGGGCACUGGUAGCUUUUUAAAUGUCAACACCGGCACAGAACCCCAUGCGUCAGUCGCGGGUUUGUAUCCUCUAGUAGCCUGGAAAAUAAAUUCCGAAAUAGUUUACAUGGCCGAAGGUGCAUCCAGCGACACCGGGACCGCAAUCGAGUGGAUAAAAUCACUGGGGAUCAUUAACGAGCCCCGUGAAAUGUCAGAUCUAGCGAAUUCAGUUGACAGCUCGGAUAUUUAUUUCGUACCAGCAUUCAGUGGCCUGCAGGCGCCGAUAAAUGAUCAGUCAGCUGCUACAGGAUUUCUAGGCCUGAGACCAACUUCUGGGCGGCCUCAUAUCGUACGGUCAGUCCUCGAAGGACUCGUAUUUCGUAUUUUACUUUUGUACGAGUCAUUGUGCACUGAAACUUGUCGUAAUUACAACAGCAUUAGGGUAGACGGAGGAGUGUCGCAAAAUGAUUUUAUGCUGCAAUUACUAUCUGACCUCACUGGUUUGCCUGUCGAACGAUCAGCAAAUCCUGAAAUGUCUAUACUCGGAGUUGCUUUUCUUUCCGGUCUUCAGUGCGGUAUUUGGGAGAAUCGACAGGAGUUAUGUAAAUUAAGACAAGUUGAUAAAGUCUUCCAGCCGGAUAUUAAACGGGCCAGUAAUUAUUUGUCAGUAGUCAGUCAAUGGAAACGUGCCGUCCAAAGAUUUAAAAAUUGGUAUUAAUUUUUACGGUCCACCUUCAUAUAUUUAAUAGAAUACCAGUACCAAUUAUUGACACGAUUAGAACUAUCAGACAUUAUUAUUAUUUUUAUUACACUGUAAAAAAUUACCUCAGUGUUACAAUUCUACUCAAGAGAAGUAGCUACAAUUCUACUCACUCACAAUUUUACUCAGCUUCAAAUCUACUCACAGAUUUUUUUACUCAGGCUUAACUCUACUCAGUUGUGUCUUUACUCAGCUACAAAUCUACUCAUUCACAACUUUACUCAGCUACAACUCUGCUCACGUAUUUUAGCC
Messenger RNA from Microplitis mediator, 1856 nucleotides. Its product is annotated as putative glycerol kinase 5. The record is from RefSeq and is a predicted model, not a curated record. Bases 39 to 1562 code for a protein of 507 amino acids. The transcript is spliced from 11 exons. NCBI's taxonomy places the organism in Eukaryota, Metazoa, Arthropoda, Insecta, Hymenoptera, Braconidae. Gene Ontology annotation, biological process: triglyceride metabolic process; glycerol metabolic process; glycerol-3-phosphate biosynthetic process. Gene Ontology annotation, cellular component: mitochondrion. Gene Ontology annotation, molecular function: glycerol kinase activity.